Molecule: messenger RNA, 1495 nt
Organism: Leptomonas pyrrhocoris
Lineage: Eukaryota; Euglenozoa; Kinetoplastea; Trypanosomatida; Trypanosomatidae
Exons: 1
Coding region: 236-1495 (419 amino acids)
Source: RefSeq, a predicted model, not a curated record
GCAACGCAACUCUCUCUUUGUGCUGGCCGCCCACCGUAAGGCAGUCGCUACACCUCCUUUGCAAAGCACCGGCACCGUUGUCGUGGGAGAACUAAGAAGGAGCACCAUCUGCUUCUCCUGCUGUACGUUGCGCGUCCCUCACGGCUGUGUCACCUCGAGCGGCACACCGUCCUCGUCGCACCGCGGCCGUUUCUUUCUCUCUUUCUUUCUCUCUCUGUGUGAGUGUACGUGCGCUAUGCUAAAGAAGGUGCUGAAGAUAAAAGGCGUGGAGGGCCGCACCGCGCUGACGGAGUUCGCCGUCAACAAGCGCGUCAAGUUUCUCGAGUACCUGAUCGAGCUGCACAGCGAGGAGGGGACGCUGUGGAUGAACACAAUGCAGCUGAAUCUCUCCGAUAUCGGAAAGUACUUCAACAUCGCCCAGACGUGCCUGCCGACGGAUCGGCUGGAGUACAGCACGGCGGGCCUCAUUCGGCUGCCUGCGGAGCGGGGCGCUACGGCGGCACUCCGCAGCGUCAGGCCGACCUCUUCGAAGAGCAGUUCACUAGGCCAGCAAAGUCCUUCGCCGGACCCUCCAGCGGCGUCGUCGGCAUCCGCCGUGCCUGGUGGUUCAACGUGCGACAGCGGCGGCGACUUCCUCACCAUCUCAAUUGCGAACGCACCCGCCGCCAUUCAACAGCGCAGCGGCUCCGCUGCGGACUGGACGCGCUCCUACCUCCCUUGCUACGCCGCGCUGGCGAUCUCGCUGUCGGAGAUUCUACUCAUCCCGAUUGGUGGGGAUGACUUCGUCGAGUGCUUCUAUGGACUCUUGGUGGAGCUGGAUGUGGCCUACGCGGGCGGUCCGGCCACGAAAGCGCUGGCGCAGCGCAGCUUGAAGGGCUUCCGACAGCAUUUAUCCCCAAAUUUGAAGUCUCUCUUGCAGACUUACAUGGACGCAGUGGUGGAUGGAGCUGCGCCGGCCUCCCCGUCCGCUGCCCCCAUCUCGGCCACCGCAUCGGCGGACAUUGAGUCGCAGAUUAAGUAUUUGUUUCUCGAUCAGCGACAGCUCGACUACACCGCCGCGCCCCCCUCGUACGACGCCGUCAUCCCCGCGCUGUGCUCCGUGUUGAUGUUUGCGUAUCGCAAGCUGUGCGAUUACGAGCUGGUGAGGGACGAGGAGUGCGUGAAGCGAAUUCUUUCCAUUGACAAGCGACUGGAGCGCUUGUUUUUUAAGCGCAUCGUCCAUGAGCUGGAUAAGGUCGCCAACUACAAACUGCUGCGUGAGGCGUUCGUCCUGUCCACCGGUGCGCUCUUCGCCGAGCUGGGCGUCGUCGGUCGUGGCGGUACUGCCAGCGGACUGGGCGAAGGCGCUGACUUUGUGUCGAACCUGGUGCAGCAGCAGCAGCAGCGGCAGCAGAAUGUGUCGAGCCCCUCCUCCCCAGGUAAGAAGGCGUUCGACUCCUCCGACGAUGAGGAGGACUCGGCGUCGGGAUCGUCGAAUGAUGACGAGCGAGCGUGA